AUGUCUCCCUUCUUAUCUUACUCCCUCAUUGCCCUCGUCUUCCUCAUCACUCUCAAGUUCCUUUUCCAAAGCAGAAAAUUCAGAAACCUUCCACCCGGUCCCACUCCUCUUCCCAUAAUUGGCAACCUUAACCUCAUCGAACAACCAAUCCACCGCUUCUUUCAACGCAUGUCCCAAAAAUAUGGCAAAAUCAUUUCCUUCUGGUUCGGGUCUCGUCUCGUGGUUGUGAUUUCAUCACCCUCAGCGUACCAAGAGUGUUUCACCAAACACGACGUUGCCUUGGCCAACCGCCCCCGCUCCCUCUCCGGGAAGUACAUCUUCUACGACAACACCACCGUAGGCUCGUGCUCCCACGGCGAGCACUGGCGCAACCUCCGCCGCAUCACCUCCCUCGACGUUCUCUCCACCCAGCGCGUCCACUCCUUCUCUGGAAUCCGGAGCGACGAAACCAAGCGCUUGAUUCACAGGUUGGCCAGGAACGCGAGUGCGGAUUAUGCACACGUGGAGAUAACUUCCAUGUUCAGCGACUUGACGUACAACAACAUCAUGAGAAUGAUAUCGGGGAAGAGGUUCUACGGGGAGGAGAUUGACAUGAAGAACGUGGAGGAAGCAAGGGAGUUCAGAGACACGGUGAAUGAGAUGCUCCAACUCAUGGGGUUGUCUAACAAGGGAGAUUACUUACCUUUCUUAAGGUGGUUCGAUUUUCAGAACGUCGAGAAGCGGUUGAAGAAUAUUAGCAAGAGAUAUGACACCAUCUUGAACAAGAUCAUGGAUGAGAACCGUAACAGCAAGGAUCGUGAGAAUUCCAUGAUUGAUCAUCUCCUCAAACUGCAAGAGACUCAACCCGAGUAUUACAAUGACCAAAUCAUCAAAGGCCUUGCUUUGGCUAUGCUUUUUGGCGGAACAGACUCAUCAACUGGAACUUUAGAGUGGGCUUUAUCUAACUUACUGAAUAACCCAGAGGUGUUGAAGAAGGCAAGAGAAGAAUUGGACGCUCAAGUAGGACAAGAUCGGUUGUUAAAUGAGUCAGACCUUCCAAAACUUCCGUAUCUGAGGAAGAUCAUCCUUGAGACACUUCGGUUGUAUCCCCCGGCUCCAAUUCUAAUUCCACACGUGUCUUCAGAAGACAUCACCAUCGAAGGAUUCAAUGUCCCAAAGAACACAAUGGUGAUCAUUAAUGGUUGGGCCAUGCAAAGAGACCCUCAAUAUUGGAAGGAUGCAACAAGCUUUAAACCUGAGAGGUUUGAUGAAGAAGGAGAGGAGAAAAAGCUGGUGGCGUUUGGAAUGGGAAGAAGGGCUUGCCCAGGAGAACCCAUGGCUAUGCAAAGUGUGAGCUAUACUAUAGGAUUGUUGAUUCAAUGCUUUGACUGGAAACGAGUAAGUGAGAAAAAGCUUGAUAUGACAGAGAACAAUUGGAUUACAUUAUCAAGGAUCAUUCCACUUGAGGCUAUGUGUAAAGCCCGUCCUCUCGCCAACAAAAUUGGAAGCGUUUAA
This is a messenger RNA of Sphenostylis stenocarpa, 1494 nucleotides long. The record is from the annotation of a GenBank genome assembly. NCBI's taxonomy places the organism in Eukaryota, Viridiplantae, Streptophyta, Magnoliopsida, Fabales, Fabaceae.